GUACACACACACACGUAUGUACAUACACAGAAAUACACACGCACAGACACAUGUACAUAUACACAGACACAUGUACAUACAUACACAGACAUAUGUACAAACACACACAUGUACACGUACACACACACAUCCCCCCCCCCCAUAAAAAGUUGCAGUACUUCGUUGUUCACUCACAUAUCCGGGUACUGCACUCUAGGGGGAAGCAGAGAGCACAGCUUGCUUUGCUUUCACUGCGCUCAGCUAUUGAGCAGUCUCACGGCUCCCAGUGCCAAUGACAGAUCCAGCCUGAGCUCCGAUCCUACUCAGCAAGAUGGCCCUGGGGGACACACUCGCCCCCACCAUAAUUUCCACUCGCCAUUGGCGAGCAAAAAUUUGAAGCCCUGAGCUA
Messenger RNA from Staurois parvus, 388 nucleotides. NCBI's taxonomy places the organism in Eukaryota, Metazoa, Chordata, Amphibia, Anura, Ranidae. The record is from the annotation of a GenBank genome assembly.